AUGGGAUUGUUUUCAAAACUCAAGAAAGCGUUUAAAGUGGGGCAUACACAUGAACCCCAACCCUGUGUGCUGCUCAAAUACUCCCCCAUCAGGGCGGAAAACCAUCCUCAUCCUCCUGAUGAGACGCCUGGUGGUGCUGAUGAGAUAGAGAGAAAAGAGUCAGAGAGACGAGAGGAAAACUACAAAAGGUUUUGGAGAUAUCGCCUUCUUCGCUUUUUCCGCCGAAAAGCAGGAAAAUACAACCUGGCUAAGGCUGAAGAAGUGUCCCAGAAUGAGGCGGGAUCGUAUCGGAGACUUAAUGAUGAUAUCCAUGAUCACCAAGAACCUCCAGUCUCUGAAGUCCUCCCUGCUAUAGAGAAACUGCUGGAGCAGGACGUCCCACCACAACAGGAUGUCAACACUCCAGCUCGUCUGACUGAAGAGGACAAAGUGGGAGAGCUGGACAAGGAUCAGACAUCACUACAGGACAGUGUAGAGAUCCAUCCAGUCUCUGAAGUCCUCUUCAGUGCUAAGGAACGACUGGAGCAAGAUAUCCUCCAACCUCAGGAUGUCAGCACUCCAGUUAGUUCCCCUAAAGAUGAUCGAUCGGAAGAGCUGGACAAGGAUAAGACUUCUCUGCAGGAAAUUGCAGAGAUUAAUGAUUUUGGAGAAGGUUUAGGCUCUGAAGUCCUUCCCGCUGCUGAGGACCUCCAAAGUCUAGAUAGUUCCAUUGAUGAUGAAGCGGAGGAGCCAGACAGCAGACACAUUUUCUGGCGAUACGAAUUUGGGCCCAAGCUGGGUAGAGGAGGCUAUGGCCAUGUGCAUGCAGGGACUCGCUGCAAGGAUGGCCUCAAGGUGGCUGUGAAAAUUGCAGAAAAGACUCCAGAUUUGCCAUAUAUCAGAGUUCCUGGCCAUCCCAGUCGCCUUCCAAUGGAGAUUGGCCUGACACUCAUGGCCAAUAUGGGCCCCAGUGUUCCACACAUAAUCAAACUCCUGGACUGGCAGGACGACCCCGACUACUAUGUCAUGGUCUUGGAGCGGCCCAUGCUAAGCAUGAGCCUGUUUAGUUUCGUGAAGCUCCGACAAAGGCUUGAAGAGGGGAUAGCACGACAUUUAAUGUGGCAGGUCAUUCAUGCCGCUAACAUUUGCUGCGAGCGUGGCGUCUUCCAUAGAGAUAUAAAACUGGAAAACAUCCUGGUGAACCCGGACACGUUGGAGGUUAAGUUGAUUGACUUCGGCUGCGGCAUGCUCAUGAAGGACUCUGCCUACGUGACCUUCAGUGGUACAGAAAUGUACUGUCCACCGGAGUUCUAUGUCGACGGUGGGUACUAUGCAAAGCCAGCGACAGUUUGGUCAUUAGGGAUCCUGCUGUUCGUGAUGGUGUGCGGGUAUUAUCCAGACGACAAAGACCUGCAAAUGAUCAGCAAGAAUGAAUGGUCCAAACCCGACUUGUCACAAGAAUGCUGCCAGAUGAUUUGCGAUUGUCUGCAGCCGGACCCCCAGCAGAGACUUGUUCUGGAGGAGAUGCAGCUCCAUGACUGGUUUCCGGUCGUGGAGUAA
Molecule: messenger RNA, 1539 nt
Organism: Carassius gibelio (silver crucian carp)
Lineage: Eukaryota; Metazoa; Chordata; Actinopteri; Cypriniformes; Cyprinidae
Product: serine/threonine-protein kinase pim-2-like
Exons: 10
Coding region: 1-1539 (512 amino acids)
Biological process (GO): protein autophosphorylation; negative regulation of apoptotic process; regulation of mitotic cell cycle
Cellular component (GO): cytoplasm
Molecular function (GO): ATP binding; protein serine/threonine kinase activity
Source: RefSeq, a predicted model, not a curated record